This is a messenger RNA of Fonsecaea multimorphosa CBS 102226, 960 nucleotides long. RefSeq lists its product as uncharacterized. The record is from RefSeq and is a predicted model, not a curated record. The transcript is spliced from 3 exons. NCBI's taxonomy places the organism in Eukaryota, Fungi, Ascomycota, Eurotiomycetes, Chaetothyriales, Herpotrichiellaceae. Gene Ontology annotation, molecular function: oxidoreductase activity. Bases 1 to 960 code for a protein of 319 amino acids.
AUGCCACACGCUGUCGAUUACAAUCUCAUUAAAGUCAAAGAACUUCAUCCUACCUUUGGCGCCGAGGUGUCCGGCGUGGACUUCUCCAAACCCGUGCCGGAAGAUGUCUUUCAAGAAAUCUGGAAAGCCGUGAACCAAUAUGGCGUUUUAGUCUUUCGCCAUGCCAAAUUGAAUGAUGAGCUGCACAUUCAGUUCUCUGAGAGGCUUGGUGAGCUGGAUGAUGUUCUUCCUCACAUCCAAGCGGGCCGUCCGUUUCGCUUCAAGCACAAGGAAUUGUUUGAUGUGGGAAACAUUGAGGAAGAUAAUAGCUUAGUGAAGCCGGGAAGCCACAGAUGGUAUUAUGGCAAGGGCAACAAUCUUUUCCAUCAUGAUUCCUCGUUCAAUCCGCGGAGGGCUGGGCUGUCUCUGUUACGUGCUCACGAAAUCCCCCCACCUGGCCAGGGACUAGGGGGCAAUACUGACUUCGCUGACUGCCGCGCCGCCUACGACGACCUCCCUGAAGAUCUUAAAAAGCAGCUGGAGGAGAACGACUACGUUGUCUGUCAUUCUCUUCUGCACUCACGCAGAAAAGCUGCCCCUGAAUAUUUCGGGGACGUUAAUCCCGAUAAAGGCUACUACUCUCGUCAUAAGGUUCUUCAGACCCAUGAACGCUCGGGGCGCAAGACCUUGUAUAUAGGCAACCAUAUGCAUCACGUCGAAGGCCUGCCGGAGAAGGAAAGCACGGAGCUGAUCAACAGAUUGCUGGAGCAUGCUUGUCAAGACAAGUACGUCCUGUCGGUGGAGUGGCAGAAUAAUGGUGACUUGAUCUUAUGGGACAAUACGUCCGUCAUGCAUCGGGCGCAUGGCGGCAAGUACGAAGGCAACUAUCGGAGGGAUAUGAGAAGGACUACGGUGCAUGACGAUUCCAGCUAUGCGUGGGGCCUGAACGAGAAAACGAGCAUGAGAGUUGGAUUGCCGUGA